AUGGCCAUCGAGGUGUGCUCGGAGAUUUCUAGCCCUGGAUUUAGUCCAAGAAUUUCAUUUUCUCAUGAUCUAGACAAGACAUGUCCUGUUGCAAAAGAAGGGCAACGAUUAGACUCUUCUCUCUUGGAUUCAAGCUCUGAUUUUGACUUCUGCAUUGUCAAUAACCUUAAACUAGAGUUGUCUUCUGCAGAUGAGCUUUUCUCCAAUGGGAAGAUUCUUCCUGUCCAAAUCAAGAGAAAUCCCAAUGCCACUGCCGCCAAAGAAGCCCAUCAGCCUGAUGAGGUUGUUAAUCCUCCACCUGCUCAUCAUCGUCCAACAACUAGGAACACAACAGAGAAGAAGAGGUUGAAAGAAUUCUUAGACACCAACGUUGAUGCAGAUGAAGAUGAAGAUGAGAAGCCUCCAACAAAGCCUUUCUGGCAGUUCAGGCGAAGUAGCAGCCUCAAUUGUGACACUGCUCGCGGCAAGAGCUUAAUUCGGUCAUUACAAUUUCUUUCAAGAAGCAAUUCAACCGGGUCGGCUCCAAAUGCAAAGCAGACAGUGGCUCCAAAGGAAACUCAUCAGAAGCAGCAUUUGCAGAAACAACCAUCUAUUUCAAGCAGAAGAUCAUCUGCAUCAUCAUAUUCAAGUACAUAUUAUGCUUAUAAUAAUUCAUGCCCGCAAAAGCCUUCGUUAAGGAAGAGUGGAUCUUAUGGCAAUGGGGUUAGAAUUAGUCCUGUUCUGAAUCUCCCACCACCAUACAUUUCCAAAGUGACAGUAAGUUUUUUUGGGUUUGGUUCUCUCUUCUGUAAUGGUAAGUUAAAAAAGAAGAAGAAAUGA
This is a messenger RNA of Prunus armeniaca (apricot), 819 nucleotides long. Lineage: Eukaryota; Viridiplantae; Streptophyta; Magnoliopsida; Rosales; Rosaceae. The record is from the annotation of a GenBank genome assembly.